CACGCUGCUCACGCAACGACCGUUCUCUCACCGUUAUUAGCGAAUGCGUUUAAAAGCUUGGCUGAGACGAGCUCCUUGCAUCACUUUCCCCUGGUACCGCUUUUCAUGAGCACCAGCCAAAAAAUAGGAGUAUUUCAGUUAACCAAAUAUGAACAGUUUGUUGAGCAAGGGCAGUCAUGUUCUCGAUGUGCUGAUAAACUGAGGAGAACUGGGGGCGUGACUUUCCAAAUGCUUGCUUACAUUUGGUAGAUUCCAGCAUGUUUUUUCUGCACGUCUGCUUUCGUUUGUUAUUGUUUUGAUUCUCUCACCGUCUCAAGCGCAUACCAAUGUAUGAGAAAGUAUGGAAUAUUGGACUAUUCCGAAUUGUGAUUUGAUGAGCGUGGUCCAAACUGGCUAAUCCCAUUUCCUUAUCCGGGAAUCGCGAAGACCGCUUGGACUCUCAUUGGCUAACGAUGUCACAUGGACUCUUAACUUUGUUCACUUGACAGAAAGUAGGAGGGUUCUACGAAACAGGAAAACGACUAAAGGGAUACAUAUAAAUUUUAGUAUAUUUUGUGUGCAAUUCAAAGAAAUUAAUGGCCAUGAGUUCCUAUUUGAUCAACUCCAACUAUGUGGACCCAAAAUUUCCACCCUGCGAGGAAUACUCCCAGAGCGACUACCUACCCAGUCACUCUCCGGACUAUUACAGCGCCCAGAGGCAAGACCCCUCGUUUCAGCAUGAGUCGAUCUACCACCAGCGGUCGGUCUGCGCCGACCCACCCUAUUCGUCGUGCUUGGGUCCGGGACAGCCGGCCGGAGCGAUCUCACCGCGAGGUCACGUACUACCCACAGCCGCACUCUCGACCCCUCUCCCAGAACCAAGCCACCACUGCGACUCGGUGACUCCAAGCCCUCCGCCUGCCUGUGGUCAAACUCCCACUAGCCAAAACACUACCUCGGACAUCUCAAGAAAAGAUCCCGUGGUAUACCCCUGGAUGAAAAAAGUCCACGUAAACAUCGUAAACCCGAACUAUUCAGGGGGUGAACCCAAGCGCUCACGCACAGCCUACACGCGACAGCAAGUCCUGGAGCUGGAGAAAGAGUUCCAUUAUAAUCGCUAUCUGACCCGCAGACGGAGGGUGGAGAUUGCCCAUACACUAUGCCUAUCCGAACGGCAGAUUAAGAUUUGGUUUCAGAACCGGCGUAUGAAGUGGAAGAAGGACCAUAAGCUUCCUAACACGAAAAUACGCAGCAACUCUGCCAGCACGAAUGUAAGCGGCGGCCCGACACUGGGCAGCAGUCAGAACCGAUCUAGCGGACCCCCACCAAGUCUAUAGCCUUGCUCUGUGACCCAAAACACGCACAGUUUUAAAAUCUCAGUUUCUGGAGCAGACCGUGGAUGUCGCCGCGUUAUGUCUCCAUACUCUCCCCAAUGAACUCUCUUUAAUUGCAGGGAUGAAUUGAGAAGAAGUUAUGGGGAAAAGGUGAAAGAAAAUGUUCAUCUUUUAAAUACUAAACUGGGUGCAGACUCGAACUCAAAUGCUACUGUAGAUGGGCUGCCCUCCCAGUCUGGUUCCCAUUUUUACCCCUUACGCCUCUCCUGCUCACUCGACCCUUUUAUUAAAACAGAAGGCGGCAGAUAGUUUUGGUGAAGAUGGAUCCGCGGUUCAUCUUUAAUCACGCCAAACUCGGCCCCAUUUGUCAUGUUUACUCUGUGGUACAAAGGAUGAACCGUAGGCCUGCCCAUUACCUAGACAUCUAGCGUUGUGCUUAAUAAAUGAGUCGCUCUGUUUUGUCAAGAAGCAUUUUCUAAUUCCCUUUAUUCCCUUGGAUUCAACAUAACUAGCCCAAUGUUUUUUAAACUGAUAUGAAGUUUUGUAUUUUGUACCCAUUACAUUAUCCUGCGUUUACUGUUUGCAUUUCGAAUGCAAACCUUAUGGGACUGUAAGAGUUAUUGUGUGUGUGGUCCAUUUGUCGCUCAUUAAAAAUACAGGGACUCGUUUCACUCGCAACGUUUCAAAUGUCUGCCUAUUUAGCUCAUUUCAUUUUUAGUGCAGUAAAUGAAAUGGUUAGCUGUUAUUCAAAUUAAAUAUAAUAUAAAAGCUGAAUAAAGCUGGAUGGCUUGAAAUGCAUAACCAAAAUCGGUACAACGCAAAGCAUAUUAUUGAGAGCACUGCUAAGUACUAUUUGAAUUACCUCAGUUGUAUUUUUGUCUAGUUUUAUGAAGUAAUAAUUUUAAAUUCGUUUGACUUUAUAGCAAAUAUCUGCAAUAAGUAAACAGCAUUUGUUUGUAAGUUGAAAUGUAAUUUAAGAGUGGCCAGGGUUGUAUAGAGAAAAAGUGCGUAUAUUGCAUGAGUGCAUACAAUAUAUUUUUGUUUAUUUUUAUGGUGUCAAUAUCGUCUUCCUUUGUUUUAUUGUCUAUAGAUAUGCACACAUACCAUAAUUCGCUUUCUUUUUCUGUUCGUCUUUUUCUGUUUUCUCCUUGUCUCUUAUGUGCUAUGUUGAGUAAUAUUAUUUUUUUACAUUCCAAAUAUCAGUUUUCUUACUGAUGAAUUGUAAAUUUGCCCCUCUUAAAUGUUUGUACGUAUCUUCUUUCUGCUUAAACCCUUCACUGUUUACAUUUGUUACAUGUAAAUAGCUCUAGAAAUUUAAUAAA
This is a messenger RNA of Triplophysa dalaica, 2635 nucleotides long. RefSeq names its product homeobox B4a (gene hoxb4a). Gene Ontology annotation, cellular component: nucleus. The coding region runs from base 576 to 1316 and encodes 246 amino acids. NCBI's taxonomy places the organism in Eukaryota, Metazoa, Chordata, Actinopteri, Cypriniformes, Nemacheilidae. Gene Ontology annotation, biological process: anterior/posterior pattern specification; regulation of transcription by RNA polymerase II; embryonic skeletal system morphogenesis. The record is from RefSeq and is a predicted model, not a curated record. Gene Ontology annotation, molecular function: RNA polymerase II cis-regulatory region sequence-specific DNA binding; DNA-binding transcription factor activity, RNA polymerase II-specific. The transcript is spliced from 2 exons.